Glarea lozoyensis ATCC 20868 is the source of this 1461-nucleotide messenger RNA. RefSeq names its product DNA-binding of Mlu1-box binding protein MBP1. Lineage: Eukaryota; Fungi; Ascomycota; Leotiomycetes; Helotiales; Helotiaceae. Gene Ontology annotation, molecular function: DNA binding. The coding region runs from base 1 to 1461 and encodes 486 amino acids. The transcript has 4 exons. The record is from RefSeq and is a predicted model, not a curated record.
AUGUUUUCGGUAGCCUCUCUCCUCAACCCUAUCAAUUCAGAGACGCAAAAUAUACGAUUACCUUCAAGUCCCUCCCCCUCAUUUCUAACAUCAUCUUCUACUCGUGGGAGUCCGGAUAUCUCAGCACAAUCUACGAUUAGGAAGCCAAAAAUGACUAAAGACGGGGCAAUAUUCGCAAAAGGAACGAUCAAAGGAGAGAUCAACUUUCCACCUUUCCAAAAUUUGGACCGGGCAGCCAUGGCAGAAAUUGAAAAGUUCCGCAUCUACCCAAUGGGCACAAUUGAGAAAUUUUGCCGCCACAUCCCUUACAACAGCGAAAAGAAAAGUUUUCUUGAAAAGACAGGGCGUGAAAGUAUCGAAGUGUUUCAAUAUACUUUCAAGCUGCCUGGCGACGAGAAGGAAUAUACCGUCAUGUGGGAUUACAACAUUGGACUCGUUCGUAUCACGCCAUUCUUCAAGUGCUUGAAAUACUCCAAGACAACGCCAGCCAAAAUGCUUAAUUCGAAUCCUGGGCUUAAGGAGAUCACGAACAGCAUCACAGGAGGGGCUUUAGCGGCACAAGGAUACUGGAUGCCCUACUCUGCUGCUCUUGCUGUGUGCGCCACCUUUUGCUCAACUAUUGCUGGUGCCUUGAUCCCUCUUUUCGGGCCAUCAUUCCCUUCACUCUGCGUUCCGGAAGAGGCACCAGAAUACAAAAGAAUGAUAAUCGAUCCCGUCAUUGUCGUUCAAGCCACCGCUGAAGCCGAAUCCUAUCGAGUCCGAACCACGAUGAUGACUCCAAAAUCUGUUCGCAGCAGUUACUCACCAGAGCAGCGAAUCUUGGGGCCCGUGAGCAUGCAUGCCACCCCACCACGCAACAACCUCGAACGCCGAUUGCGCUUGAAGAGAACAUUCGGAGGAGAUAGUCCAUACGGUACACCUACCGACACGGAUGUAGACGGGAAUGCCAGCGAGACGAGUAGCGGGGAUGGGUAUUACUGCUCCCCUGUUACACCCGUCUCUGCCAACAGCCUGCAUAUGCCGCAAACAUGGCAAUCAAACAACCUGCUUUCUCAACCUGCAAACUCGUCUAUCCAUCUUCAUCAACCGCUAAAGCGUGCUCCCGGUCCAGAUCCGAACCUUAGCGUCAUCCCAAGAUCCGCUCGCAUGAUUGAUCUCCAAAUGAGCAAUUUGUCUGCUAUCAAGCGAUGUGUUGAGGAGGUGGACGCUGAUGACGAGAUGGAACCGUAUGAGGUUGUCAGUCCUAAGAAGGACAAGAUUGAUAGAGAUAGAUGUGCUGCUAGCAAUGCGGUAUUGAGCUCGAUGUUUGAUGGUGGUGGCGUUGAACAGAACGCUGCUCUGCUUCUCAUGAAGCUCAACAUGAAGGAUGGAGAGUCUGCCAACGAACGUUUCCCAAAGGUCGAACAAUGUUCUACUUUUGACCAACCUCGAAUCAAGCGUCGCAGGGCGACUUCCAUGUAG